AUGAUCAGCAUCUGGACUGCAUCUUGCCGGCAGGAGAUGUGCAGUGGGGAGCCCUUGUGCAAGUUCUAUUGGGUAGGUGCCGUCGGAUCCAUGAAGCAAUGCUGGUUUUACUGGGGCUGCGAAACCCUCCACCGACAGCUCGGCAUCGCUGGCACACUCUUUGCAUGGGAGAAGGAGGCAAAUGUAUGUAGAGUGGCCAACGCGGAUGCUUGCUGGCAUGUCACGAAGAGGCGUCAGUUCUUGGGAGCCUUCGCUUCCGCUGACCCCUUCACAUUGCCCGACUGCCUCCACCAGAAUCUCUUCAUGCAGUGUGAUCAGAAGCUGAUGCUAGGAGGAAUCGGUGUGGAUACGUGUGGGCAGUGCAAGUAUGUCAAGGUCGACGAGGUCGGGAACUACGCAGUGACACCUCAUAGCCUCAGUCUGUGGCAACCGCCGGUCGUCUGGACGCCAUUGGUUGGCGACGUAGACGUCAUCAGUGUGCGAGGAGCAACAAACGCCAAAGUGUUCACAGACCGAGACUACACCUUCACCACAAUGGGAGAUUACGAUCGCGAUUGCUUCUACUUGCGCCUUUUCAACGAAGCAAAGAGCACUCCUGCUACUGAUGUGCAGAGCAGUUUCAGUUCCCCCUGGCCUUCCACUGUUUUCUUGGACAUGUGGGGCAACCAGGAAAACUAUGGCUUUGCGAGUUGGCCGGACCAUUCCUUGUGGACUGAAGAUCCUGAGCUUGAGGGUCGCGGCGUGGUCUUCGGUGGCGAUGUUGGUGAUACUUACGGGCCGGGGAAGGUGUUCAAGCGGACAUACCCCGCGGGAGAGCUUGUAAAUCUCUUCGGCAAUGAUGCUUCUGACGGGACAUACUUGGUCUUUGUGUGCCCCCUGGCACAGCCAAUCAUCUCGAAACCAUCCCCUGUCGACACAGAUGUCUUGCCCGUCUCUCAAAUAGACACUUCAACUGCCGUCUUUCAGGACCGGGACUACGUGUUCAGCCAGGUGGGUGCAUAUGAGAAUGCUUGCUACUACUUGCGCAGUGACAAUGAUGUGAAGUCCUUACCCUCUACAAAUGUGCAGUGGAGUUUCAGAUCUCCAUGGCCUUCCACAGUCUACCUAGACAUGUGGGGUGGGCAGGAAACCUUGGGCUUUGCCAGCUGGCCAGACAAGUCCUCCUGGACUAAAGACACCGAUCGCAGCGGCAACGGCAUCACCUUCCACACAAGCGGGCCAGGAGACGUGUACAGGCGGUCAUAUCUUGCUGGCGAACACGUCGAGCUGUUUGGUAAUGAUGCUGGUAGUGCGGGCGGCACAGGCACUUAUGUGGUUUUUGCUUGCCCUCAGUGGGCUGAGAGGCCUCUGGUGUCGUAUCCAUCGGGUGUCAUCGUAACUCCUGCAACGGAGGCACACAAAGUCUACACGGACAGGGACCUUAAUUUCAGCUUUACUGGUGGUCACGAUCAUGAUUGCCACUACUUGAUGGGCGAAAAUGACUUGAAGAACACCGCAGCUGUAGAUGUGCAGUGGAGAUUCAGUUCCUCGUGGCCUUCGAAGGUCUUCCUGCACAUGUGGGGCGGGCAGGAAAACAUGGGCUUUGCUAGCUGGACAGACAGAUCCUCGUGGACUGAGGACCCUGAUUACAGCGGUCACUCCGCAAUUUUCGGCACUUCCGGGUUGCAGGGGGGCAAGGUUUUCAGAAGGUCAUACCCGGCCGGAGAAGAGGUGGAACUCUUCGGUAACGCCGGUGGCGGUACAGGCACAUACUUGGUCUAUGUUUGCUUUGAUGGUGGCGCAGAUGCUUCUUCAUCUUUACCAGCUUUGGGACCCCAUGAGGUGCUGGGAGAUGGCCAUCUCACCAGCGAUGGGUAUGAAUCACGAGCUGAGUGUCCUAGUGGUUCAUUCGUGGUGGGCUGUAGGACCUUCCCGGAGCAGACUGGGUUCGCGCUUGCUCCAGAUGCUGCCGGCUGCACCUUGCGCUCCAAGCAACGCAGCAAUGGCGCACUGGCGAUAGCAGCGUGUGAGACGACGCCCAAAAGCAACGGCGACUUCGCAACCAACCAGGUUGCAACAGUGACAUGUGACAGCGGUGCAGUCCCAACAGCAUGCACUUGCGAGGACCCGAGUGCCAGAAAGUGCAAGUGA
This is a messenger RNA of Symbiodinium natans, 2130 nucleotides long. NCBI's taxonomy places the organism in Eukaryota, Dinophyceae, Suessiales, Symbiodiniaceae. The record is from the annotation of a GenBank genome assembly.